Molecule: messenger RNA, 7924 nt
Organism: Chrysemys picta bellii (western painted turtle)
Lineage: Eukaryota; Metazoa; Chordata; Testudines; Emydidae
Source: RefSeq, a predicted model, not a curated record
AUGGGGCUAAGAAUUGCCAGCGUUUUUGCACUGUGGCUGGCUCUUUCCUGUGCGAACGAAAUUAAGAAAGGCAGAAGCCAAAACCAUGGCCACUACGUCUGCAGUACCUGGGGGAACAAUCAUUUCAAAACUUUUGAUGGCGACUUCUACCAGUUCCCUGGACUCUGUGAUUACAACUUUGCUUCUGACUGCCGAGAGUCUUACCAGGAGUUCUCAGUCCACGUCCAGCGUGCUGUGAAUGAAAAUCGACACCCUGACAUCCAAUAUGUCCUGAUAACCAUAAAGGAUGUUGUAAUCUACCUCACCCAAAAUGCAAUUGUCGUGAAUGAGCAAAUUGUAACAACACCAUACUAUAGUUCCGGUUUGCUGAUUGAGAACAGUGAAAUCUACACUAAAGUCUAUGCAAGAGCGGGCCUGGUUCUAAUGUGGAACCGUGAAGAUUCACUGAUGUUGGAGCUGGAUGCCAAGUUUAACAACCAUACAUGUGGUCUUUGUGGGGAUUACAAUGGACAGCAGCUCUACAAUGAAUUUAUCUCUAACGACAUGACCUUCAAUCCGAUCACAUUUGGAAAUAUGCAAAAGAUUAACAAACCCAACACAGUAUGUGAGGACCCUGAUGAAACACAGACUGUCACAACCUGUAAUCAGCAUCGUGAUGAGUGUCUGAGUCUGCUGACUUCUUCAGUAUUCGCUGACUGUGAGUCCCGUCUGAACCUGGAGAUGUAUGUUCAAGCCUGUAUGCAGGAUAAGUGUGCCUGCCAGGGAGCUGAGGAUUCCUUCUGCCUUUGCAGCACCAUCUCUGAGUACUCUCGCCAAUGCUCCCAUGCUGGUGGCCGGCCUGGAAACUGGAGGACAGAAGAGUUUUGCCCUAAGAUGUGCCCUGGAAACAUGAUCUACCAGGAAAGCAGCUCACCAUGCAUAAGCACUUGUUCCCAUUUGGAGAUCAGCAGCCUUUGUGAGGAACACUUCAUGGAUGGCUGCUUCUGCCCUGAAGGAACGGUGUAUGAUGACAUCAAUGGGAAAGGCUGUGUGUCUGUUAACCAAUGUCACUGCAAACAGCAUGGAUCCCUGUAUUCACCUGGGCAAACUAUCACCAAUGAAUGUGAAGAAUGCACCUGUGAUUCAGGCAGGUGGGUGUGCAAGCACUUAUCCUGUCCAGCCUCAUGCUUAGUGGAAGGAGGUGCUCACAUCACCACCUUUGAUGGGAAGAAAUACACCUUCCAUGGAGACUGCUACUAUGUGCUGUCCAAGGAAAGUAUAAAUGACACUCACGCCCUCCUGGCAGAGCUGUCUCCCUGUGGCUCCACGGACAAACAGACCUGUUUGAAGACUGUUGUGCUGUUAAUAGACCACAAGAAAAAUAUCUUGGUUUUCAGAUCAGAUGGCACUGUGCAGCUGAAUGAACUGGAAGUGCACUUGCCUCAUGUGACAGCAAGCUUCUCAAUUUUCCAGCCAACUUCAUACCAUCUCAUUGUGCAUACCUAUUUUGGUCUCAAGCUACAAAUCCAAUUGGUUCCAAUCAUGCAGCUGUUUGUGAUUGUGGAUCAAUCUGCCCAAGGAAAACUGCAAGGUCUUUGUGGGAAUUUCAAUGGCAUAGAAUAUGAUGAUUUUAAAACAGCUGGUGGGCUGGUAGAAGCUACAGGAUCUGCCUUUGCUAACACUUGGAAAGCACAAGCCACCUGUAAAGACCAAGUGGAUAAUUUGGAAGACCCUUGUGCUCUCAGCUUUGAAAGCAAAAAUUAUGCUGAAUAUUGGUGUUCCUUACUGAAAAAUUUAGAAUCUCCUUUUGCCAGAUGUCACUCAGUCAUUGAUCCUGUGGAAUAUUAUAAGAGAUGUAAAUAUGACACCUGCAACUGUAAGAACAGUGAAGAAUGCUUGUGUGGGGCCCUCUCCUCUUACGCAAGAGCCUGUGCCGCAAAAGGAAUCAUGCUGGGGGGCUGGAGACAAACUGUCUGCAACAAAGAAGUGUCCUCUUGCCCAGCAUCCCAGGUCUUCCGUUACAAUCUGACCACAUGUCAACAUACCUGUCGCUCCCUUGCUGAUGGUGAAAAGCACUGCUUAGAGGGCUUUAUUCCCGUUGAUGGCUGUGGCUGCCCUGAUAACACCUAUAUGAAUGAGAAGGGUAACUGUGUGCCCAUCUCCCAUUGUACAUGCUACCAUAGAGGGUCAUACCUGGAACCUGGGGAUGUCAUCGUGAAACAAGAAGAACGCUGUGUUUGCCGAAAUGGAAUUCUCCAUUGCACUCAAGUGAAGAUACCAACAGAAUGCCCGUCCCCCAAGGUUCACUUUGAUUGCAGCAGUGUCAAGUCUUGGUCUUCACAAACCCCUCUGCAGCUAAGCUGCCAUACACUGGGUACUGACUAUUUCCAGACAGAGUGUGUCUCAGGGUGCAUGUGUCCUCAUGGACUGAUUGAUGAUGGCAAAGGGGGCUGUGUCAAGGAGGAGGACUGUCCAUGUAUUCAUAACAAGCAGCUUUAUUCUUCUGGAGAAGCCGUAAAAGUGGACUGCAACAAAUGUACCUGCCAAAAAGGAAAAUGGACCUGCACCAAUAAUGUGUGCUUUGGGACUUGUACUAUAUAUGGAAGUGGCCAUUAUAUCAGCUUUGAUGGAAAACACUAUGACUUUGAUGGACACUGUGAAUAUAUGGCUGCCCAGGAUUAUUGUGGUGAGAAUCACAAUGCUUCGUUUAGGAUCGUCACAGUGAAUGUUCCAUGUGGAACCACCGGAGUCACCUGCUCAAAGGCUAUUAAAAUAUUUCUAGGGGGAACUGAACUGAAGUUGGAGGACAAGAAAUAUGAAGCAAUUCAGCUAGCUGUUGACAAAGAUAUACAAUAUUGGAGUCGUGCAGUGGGGCUCUAUCUUGUUAUUGAAGCCAGCAAUGGCGUGAGGCUCAUCUGGGAUAAGAAGACUACUAUUUUCAUAAGUCUGGUUCCUUAUUAUAAGGGCAAAGUCUGUGGUUUGUGUGGCAACUUUGAUGACAUGUCCAACAAUGAUUUCAAAACAAGUAGUGGGCUGCUGGUGACCAAUCCUCUGGAGUUUGGUAAUUCUUGGAAACAUAGCUCCUGCCCUGAUGUGGUGGAUGAGAUUCUGCCCUGCAAUCUGAAACCGCACCGCAAGUCCUGGGCAGAGAAGGAGUGCAGCAUCAUCCGGAGCGAAGUCUUUAAAGAUUGUCACGCCAAGGUGGACUCAACUCCAUUCUAUGAAAAUUGUGUUCAUGAUGCCUGUUCCUGUGACAGUGGUGGAGACUGUGAGUGCUUCUGUUCUGCAGUUGCUGCUUAUGCCCAUGAGUGCAAUAAGACUGGAGUUUGUGUCUUCUGGAGAACUCCUGAUAUAUGCCCAAUAUUUUGUGAUUACUACAACCAUUAUAAUGAGUGCAAGUGGCACUACGAGCCUUGUGGCCGUCAAAUUAAGACCUGCAGGAUCAUUAACAAUGUCAGCACCAACUUCUCAUUGCCAAAUCUGGAAGGUUGCUACCCCAGAUGCCCUGACGAAAAGCCCUUUUUUGAUGAAGACCUCCACGAAUGUGUAUCUUACUGUGGCUGUUAUGAAAAUGACACUCGUUAUGAAAAUGGCACAGAAAUGCCCCCAGAACACGAUUGUCAGAAAUGUAUCUGCAUCUCACCAAAAAAAGUGUGCAAACCUAAACCAGGCUGUUCCACAAUCCCAACAACCACUACACCCCUUACAACCACCACCAUCACCACCACCACAUCGACAACCUUCCCACCACGACCUCUUCAAUCUCUACAAGUAAGUUUCUUUAUAAGGAAGCUCCUCAUUGUGAAACAUGCGAUAUAUGAGAAUCCAUUAAACAUUUAAUGCAGAGCUAAGAAAUUCCCUGUCAUCUCCAUUGUAGUUUUAGGACAAAAAGUGCAAGGUGAUGUUUCCACUGGGCUUAUCUGUAAUAAUAAAGACCAAGUCCCAGGGGGCCUUAUUCCAAUACCUGUCUGCCUCAAUUCACCAUGUUCACCUCCAUCUCCAUAUUGUUGGUGGACUCCCUGGAUUGAUCUGGCUAAGCCAAUAUUUGGCCCAGAAAAUGGUGAUUAUGAAACCUAUGACAAAAUCAGAGAAUGGAACGACUCAGCGAUAUGUGAGAAUCCACUAAAUAUUUCAUGCAGAGCUCAGCUACUUCCUGACUACGCCCUUGCAGAUUUAGGACAAAAAGUGCAAUGUGAUGUUUCCACUGGGCUUACUUGUAAUAAUAAAGACCAAAUCCCAGGAGGCAUGAGUCCAAUACCUAUGUGCCUCAAUUAUGAGAUCAGUGUUUACUGCUGCUCACCUACACCUACCGAUUGCAACCAGACAUCUACAUCUACCAUUCCAACGACUCCAACUGCCACCCUGACAACCACGACAACCAUUCCAACAUCAACUACUACCUCCGGAACUACAACCAGCACUUCAACAGCCUACCGUCCUCCCACCACCACAGCAACACCUACCCCAGAGACGACAACUCCUACUACCACCACAGAAACAACGACACCUACCACCACCACCACAACCACCACCACCACCACAGAAACAACAACCCCAGAGACAACGACACCUACCACCACCACCACCACCACAACUACCCCAGAGACAACGACACCUACCACCACCACCACCACCACGGAAACAACAACCCCAGAGACAACGACACCUACCACCACCACCACAACAACUACCCCAGAGACAACGACACCUACCACCACCACCACCACGGAAACAACAACCCCAGAGACAACGACACCUACCACCACCACCACCACAACAACUACCCCAGAGACAACGACACCUACCACCACCACCACCACCACAACUACCCCAGAGACAACGACACCUACCACCACCACCACCACCACCACGGAAACAACAACCCCAGAGACAACGACACCUACCACCACCACCACCACAACUACCCCAGAGACAACGACACCUACCACCACUACCACCACUACAGUAACGACUACCCCAGAGACGACAACACCUACCACCACCACCACAACCACCACCACAGAAACUACUACCUCAGAGACAACGACACCUACCACCACUACCACCACUACAGUAACAACUACCCCAGAGACAACAACACCUACUACCACCACCACCACCACAGAAACAACCACCUCAGAGACAACAACACCUACCACCACCACAGCAACUACUACCCCAGAGACGACAACACCUACCACCACCACCACCGAAACAACGACCCUAGAGACGACGACACCUACCACCACUACCACCACUACAGUAACGACUACCCCAGAGACAACAACACCUACCACCACCACAGCAACUACUACUCCAGAGACAACGACUCCUACCACCACAGAAACAACAACACCGGAGACGACGACACCUACCACCACCACCACCACCACAAAAACAACGACACCUACCACCACAGCAACCACUACCCCUGAGACAACGACACCUACCACCACCACCAUUACAGCAACGACGACACCUACCACCACCACUACCCCAGCAACAACUACCCCAGCGACGACGACACCUACCACCACACCCGUACCCGGAUGUCUGGUACCUAAUACUAAUAUGACAGUCCCAGUAAGUGGAAUCUACUGGCCAUGUAACUGCACCAAGGCAAUAUGCGUUAACGACACGAAAUGGGAGCUGGUUACGACUGUAUGUGAAGACCCUCCUAUGCCCAGUUGUAUCAAUGGGCUCGCUCCUGUGCGGGUGAAGGAUGAAUGCUGUUGGCACUGGGAGUGUGACUGCUAUUGCACUGGCUGGGGAGACCCACAUUAUGUGACUUUUGAUGGACAGUACUAUAGCUACCAAGGGAAUUGUACGUAUGUCCUGGUGGAAGAGAUUAACAAAAAUAUUGACAACUUUGGGGUCUACAUUGACAACUAUCACUGCUUUCCACAGGACAGAGUGUCCUGUCCACGCACACUCAUCGUGAGACACGAGACCCAGGAAGUGCACAUAAAGACUAUCACAAUGUUUCCUCUCAAAGUACAGGUGACGGUAAACAAUCAGGAAGUGGCUACACCUUACAAAAAAUACGGCGUGAGAAUCUUUAAGUCAGGCAUAAAUCACGUAGUGGAAAUUUCUGAACUUGGGGUAAAUGUAACCUACAAUGGAUUGACUUUCUCAAUUAGAUUGCCCUACCAGAAGUUUGGCAACAACACCCAAGGACAGUGCGGCACUUGUACCAACAACACAGCAGAUGACUGCAUGUUACCAGGUGGAAAGAUCAUAGGUAACUGUGAAACCAUGGCAGAUCAUUGGGUGAUUAAUGACCCCGAAAAGCCACAGUGCUCUCCAUCCCUAACUACUACAGAGGCACCUCCUAUCACCCCACCAGCCUGCAAACCAUCUGAUCUCUGCAAGCUCAUUAAAGAAGGCCCGUUCAAAGCAUGCCAUCCCUUUGUCAACCCUGACCACUACUAUGCAGCCUGCGUUUUUGACAGCUGCGCUCUUCCCAACUCUAAAUUGGAGUGUGCAAGUUUGCAAACCUACGCUGCUCUCUGCGCUGACCAGAAGGUCUGUGUUGAUUGGAGAGGCCAUACCCGUGAUAUCUGCCCGCUUAAGUGCCCAUCACACAGAGUAUACAAAGCAUGUGGUCCUAUUGAAGAGGUGACCUGCAAGUCAAGCCAAGUUGCACAAAACCAAACCAGUCAUGUGGAAGGCUGCUUCUGUCCUGCUGGAACAAUGCCUUAUGGUGGAGGUGUGGAUGUCUGUGUAAAAACCUGCGGGUGUGUUGGACCAGAUAAUGAACCAAGAAAGUUUGGGGAAGUUUUUGAGUUUGACUGUAAGAGAUGCAUUUGCCUGGAGGGUGGAAGUGGCAUUAGCUGUGAGCCCCUCAAAUGUCCAGCGCAAGCGGAUAAACCAAGCUGCAGUGAUGAAGGCUUUUACGAGGUCACUGAAGUCCAUCCUGACAACAUCUGCUGCAGCAUAACUUCCUGCAGAUGCAAUGCGAGCUUUUGCACAACCAUACCUCCUAAAUGUAAAAUUGGUUACGAACUUGUUUCUGAUAUUGCCACUGGCAAGUGCUGUCCUACGUAUGAGUGCGUUCCCAAGAAGGUCUGUGUGGUUGGGAAUGCUGAGUACAUGCCUGGUUCCCCAGUCGUUGCUGAUAAGUGCCAAAAUUGUGUCUGCACUGAUAAACCGAACAAUAGUGGUCUGAAUGUCGUCACAUGCAAGCGCAUUCCGUGCAAUGAAAGGUGCCAGCCAGGAUAUGAACUUAAAGAUGUGAAAGGGGAAUGCUGUCCAAAAUGCGUGCAGACCAAGUGUAUUAUAAAUAAGCCUGACAGCACCGUCGUCAUCUUGAGUCCUGGUAAAACAGAAAACGAUCCAAAAAACAACUGCACCGUUUAUAGCUGUGUGUCGAUCAACGGUCGGCUCAUCUCCUCCACCUCAGAGAUUACCUGCCCAUCGUUCAAUGAGGAGAAUUGUAAACCUGGCACUAUUACACUGCUGCCUGAUGGUUGCUGUAAAAUAUGCAUCCCUCGCGACAGCCCAUCACCAUGUUCUGUCACCCAUAUCGAGGACUAUAUCACCCAUAAGGGCUGCCGUUCUGUGGAUAAAGUCUACCUGACUCAAUGUGAAGGAUCAUGCGGAACCUUCUCAUUAUACUCUGCUGAGGCCAACUCCAUGGAGCACAAGUGUUCCUGCUGCAGGGAGGCAGCAACUAGCGAGAAACAAGUUCUACUGGAAUGCCCCGACGGGAAAAAUGUGAUUCACAAGUACCUGCACGUGGACCGUUGUGAAUGUCUUGACAGUGAGUGCACACAACCCAGCUCCUCAGAAAAGUCAAAGGAAAGUGACGAACAGAGUGCCAUCGAACGUGUCAAGCGGGCCAUUCAGAAAAUAUUGAAAUGAAGGGGAGAAAAGUAAUGGCGCACAGAAAAAAGUACAAGGAGGGUCUAUGCACCAGUCUAAUCUUCCAAGAAUAAAUCAAUGC